UUGACGAUACAAUAGUCAGCGCACCCUGCAGCUUGUAGUAGCAAAACGCUUCGUCCCUCAACACGUGGCUGCCAAUGCGUUUCUUUGCUAAAAUAGUCUCAGAUAUUCUUAUGCAAGGGUAUGGCACAGAAACACCUUUUUGUGACAAUCUUGUUGGUUGCUUCUCUGGAAUUAUCGAAUUUUCAGAAGCACAAAUUAUCGUCGGCUGGCUUUAAAUCUUUGAACAUCAGAAAGUUUGUUGGUAUGCAGGAACCUAUAUGGACCUACAGUACUACCGCGAGUUUCUUCGUUCGUUGUAAAGUGGAUGUACGGAAGAGCAUAACUGACACAUCAAUUUCAUUCAGAAGGACAUAUUACACUGACGAAGAAAGGCAUUGGACCGCUAAGAACCUUGAGGGAAUCUUUCUACACAAACAAAAGGAUGUCAUGCAGAUCAGGCCUCCAGGCGAGAAGUUCACCGCAAAGGAAACUAUUCUCUACAUAGGUCCCAAUUAUCACUGCGCUCUCAUCAAGGUGACACCAGUUGCUCACGGUCUUACACCAUAUUUCGACCUCCGAGUGUUGAAUUCUUCGGUCACCCAUGGUGUUGACCCAAUUUGCCUUAAAAUGUUUGCUGGGUUCGGAGAACGAGGACGAGUUAUUUAUGGACGCAGUUGCCAGGAAAUACUUUGCAUCCACUAAGGCGCUUUGGCCGUGGUCUCCAGCAGUUACCAAGAAGAAACGAAUCAGUUAUCAAGAAGAAACAAAAAAUGAAUAGGAGUGGCGUGUAAUCUUGUGAACUUUUGUGAUAUCUAAGCCAUGAUGAAAAUGGUAUAAACGAAACAACACACCUCUGGAGCAACAGCACAAUAUUACGGGGUAAAUAAAGACAAAUUGGUUGCAGCAAUUGCACUGUUAUGCUGACUAUGGUUCGGAAUAUCCUAUGCUUGGAAAGUAGUUUCCUUUUUUCUUGGAGUUCUUACAACGACUGAAAAUAAAGGCUUCA
Molecule: messenger RNA, 985 nt
Organism: Dermacentor silvarum
Lineage: Eukaryota; Metazoa; Arthropoda; Arachnida; Ixodida; Ixodidae
Exons: 5
Coding region: 121-681 (186 amino acids)
Source: RefSeq, a predicted model, not a curated record